UCCCCAAGUGAUCUCUCAUACACUCCUCUGCAUCUUCAAUUCUCGAAUCAGAUCUGCCGACAUGAUGGCUACACUUGUAAGCCUUGCCAGCUACCUAGCCGGAAUCGCGUACCCUGUACUGGUGUGGCUCCUGGUGUUUGCCGCCAUUAGCUUCGUCGUCUCCUUACCGCUGCCGUCGUCGGCCAUGGACGAGCACCCCUUGCUCAUCUCCACUGUCAGCAUCUUCCUCACAGUGGUGGUGAUGACAACUCCUCGAGAUACCCUUGUAAGCCUUGCUGGCUACCUUCCCGGGAUUGUGUACACAAUAGUGGUCUGGCUGCUGGUGUUUGCCGCCAUUAGCUUCGUCGUCUGCAUACCGCUGCCGUCAGCCAGGCCUGGGCACACCUUCCUCACCUUCACAGUCACCAUCUUCCUCACAGUGGUGGUGAUGAGAACGCCAUUGGAUACAAUUUUUGCUCUUCCUGGCUACCUGGCCGGAACUGUAUACCCUGUAUUGGUGUACCUGCCCGGAAUCGUGUAUCCUCUAGUGGUCUGGCUGCUGGUGUUUGCCGCCAUUAGCUUCGUCGUCUGCAUACCGCUGCCGUCAGCCAGGCCUGGGCACACCUUCCUCACCUUCACAGUCACCAUCUUCCUCACAGUGGUGGUGAUGAGAACGCCAUUGGAUACAAUUUUUGCUCUUCCUGGCUACCUGGCCGGAACUGUAUACCCUGUAUUGGUGUACCUGCCCGGAAUCGUGUAUCCUCUAGUGGUCUGGCUGCUGGUGUUUGCCGCCAUUAGCUUCGUCGUCUGCAUACCGCUGCCGUCGUCGGCCAUGGACGAGCACCCUUUCCUCAUCUCCACUGUCAGCAUCUUCCUGACAGUGGUGAUGAUGACAACUCCUCGAGAUACUCUUGUAAGCCUUGCUGGCUACCUUCCCGGGAUUCUGUACACAAUAGUGGUCUGGCUGCUGGUGUUUGCUGCCAUUAGCUUCGUCGUCUGCAUACCGCUGCCGUCAGCCAGGGGUGAGCACACCUUCCUCACCUUCACAGUCACCAUCUUCCUCACAGUGGUGGUGAUGAGAACGCCAUUGGAUACAAUUUUUGGUCUUGCUGGCUACCUGGCCGGAAUCAUAUACCCUGUACUCGUGUGGCUGCUGGUGUUUGCCGCCAUCAGCUUCGUCAUCAACAUCGUGUGCCCUCUAUUACCGCUGCCGCCGGCCAUGGACAAGUACCCAUUACUCAUGUUCACUGUCCCCAUCUUCCUAACAGUGGUGCUGACGAGAACGCCAUGGAAUACAAUUCUUGGCCUCGCCGGCUACCUUCUCGAGACCGCGUACUUGCUGCUUCUGUGGUUUCUUGUGUUUCUGGCCAUAGGCGCAGUUGUCAGUAUACUUGUGCCGUCAGCCAUUAAGGAGUACCCUAACUUGGCCGUCCAGUUCACCAUCGGCCUUACGGUGGUUCUGAGAAUCCCAGCUUUAGGGGGCACAACCCUUGACAUCGUGUGCCUGCUGCUGGUGUGGUUUCUGCUGUUCUACUCCGUUGGUGCAGUGGUCAGCAGAAUACUUGUGUCGUCUGCCGCCAAGAAGUGCCCCAUGUUAACCUUUGUGUUCGUGGUCGGCCUCACGCUGGUGGCGAUGAGAGUGCUGUGGGGAUGGGGAACAAUCGUCCAGCUGCCAGCAGGGAUCUCUUUAGCUCCCACAAACUUGCUGCUGGACGAGUUGGUUUUGGAUGAUUUUGUCAGGUUCCCAGAGUCUCGUCAGAUGGAUCUCAUCUUCAGAGACACUGAAGAAACGAAGGUGGAACACAAGAGGGAUAUGGAGAAGAUCAUCUCAUUAGGAUCCAAUCUGCUUGCAGAGGAGAUUAAGGACCUUAAGCAUGAUGUGCUAUACCAAGGAGCAAUUCAGAGAUUGGUCAUCUACAUGGUCACGGUCCUGAUUAUUACCAUGGGCUGCAUGAUAGUUGGUUUUACUGAAAAUGCAUAUGGUGAGUUGAUCAAUAGAUGUGUUUUCAAGGGGAAUGCUUUGGCUAAGGAUGCGCUGGGCAGUUUUCGUUGGCACAUCCUUCGUUAUGCCUCGAGGAUUUCUAGAUAGUACUUCGUCCGAUCCAUCUUAAUUGUUGCUGGUCUAAUACAGCUUGUAUUCAUGUUGUAGCCAUCCAAGCUUUUCCGGGAGCGCUGUUUAUUCUAAAUGUAUAUAUCGUAUGUAUGCUUAUACUUACAAAUAUACUCCCUCCGUCCCAAAAUUCUUGUCUUAGAUUUAUGUAGAUAUGAAUGUAUCUAGUCACAUUUAGUAUUUAGAUACAUUCAUUUCUAGUCAAACCUAAGACAAGAAUUUUGGGACAGAGGGAGUAGUUCGUUAGGGUCGCCAAGUUACUGACUAGUUAGGAUACGAUCUGAAGAUUGUAUGCAGUUGUAACCAACCCUGUGAAACCAUGAUAUUGUUCAGUAUAUAAAUAGAGGUGUAGCCAACAGUUUAGCUGUGCGCAUUGAUCA
Hordeum vulgare subsp. vulgare (domesticated barley) is the source of this 2469-nucleotide messenger RNA. RefSeq lists its product as uncharacterized. The record is from RefSeq and is a predicted model, not a curated record. The transcript has 2 exons. Bases 62 to 2068 code for a protein of 668 amino acids. NCBI's taxonomy places the organism in Eukaryota, Viridiplantae, Streptophyta, Magnoliopsida, Poales, Poaceae.